CGUUAACCUCCCCCACACUUCUCACUUCUCCCCUAAUAUUGCCCUCAAACCACGAUUUCUUUCCCAAACUACCCCCACCAUCCGUCUCUAUCUACCACUCUACCGCCCAUGGGCCAAAUCAGCAGUGUGGUACGACGAAGCUUGAAGCGGAAGCGGGAGCCAGAAUCCGAAGAGCAAAACCAGGCUCGCAAGAUUCUCCACUCGAAGGCUCAAACAAAGACGUUCGGUCAAGCUCAACCACAACAAGUACCUCAUUUUCCAAACCUCAUUGGAAUUACGAUGUGUUCUUAAGUUUCAGAGGUGAAGACACCCGUAAAAACUUCACUGAUCACCUUUAUUCCGCCUUGGAGAGAGUCGGAAUUCGUACCUUUCGAGAUGACGAGGAGCUUCGAAGAGGAGAAACGAUCUCUACCGAACUACUGAAUGCGAUUCGUGGAUCAAAAAUUUCUGUUGUAGUUUUUUCCAAAGGCUAUGCUUCUUCCAGGUGGUGCCUUGAUGAACUUGUUGAGAUCGUGCACUGUAAGAAUACCAUAGGCCACACUCUUCUUCCGAUAUUUUAUCACGUGGACCCCUCGGAUGUUCGAAAACAGAUAGGAACUUUUGCGGAAGCCUUUGUUAGGCAUGAAGAACGGUUUCAUACUGAUAAGGAGAGGGUGUGGAAGUGGAGAGAAGCUCUUACUGAAGCUGCGAAUUGUUCCGGCUGGGACCUUGAAAGUGUUGCAAAUGGGUAUGAAUCAAGAUUCAUCAAAGAGAUUGUUGAAGAAGUUGUGUGUAAAGUGAACCCCGCUCACAUGAACGUUGCCAAACACCCAAUAGGAAUGAAGUCUCGUGUUCGUCAUAUUAAAGAUUUAUUAAAUCUAAGAACACGUGACGUUCGUAUUGUGGGCAUUUACGGAAUGGGUGGAGUGGGUAAAACAACCUUAGCAAAAGCUGUCUAUAAUGAAAUAUGUGUUGCAUUUGAAGGAAGUAGUUUUCUUUCAAACUUUAAAGAAAGUUCAGAAAAGCCCAAUGGCUUAGUUCGUUUACAAGAACAACUUUUGAAUGAUAUCUUGAAAACGAAUUUGAAGAUUGGUAAUGUUGAUAGAGGAAUUAAUAUAAUUGAGGAAAGAGUCCGUGGAAAAAAGGUUCUUGUUAUUUUUGAUGAUGUUGAUGACUGUGAAAAACUACACAAGUUAGUAGAAAAGCAAUGGUUUGGUCAAGGAAGUAGAAUCAUUGUAACAACUAGAGAUGAACAAUUGCUUACUCAACUUGAAGUACAUAAAAAAUAUAAGGUUGAAGAAUUGAAUGAUUGGGAGUCUCUUCGACUUUUCUCCUAUCAUGCCUUUGGGAUGGCCCUUCCAAUAGAUGAUUACCAAGAGCUUUCGAGUAGUGCAGUGAAUUAUGCAGAAGGACUUCCAUUAGCUCUUGUGGUUUUGGGUUCUUUUCUCAAAGGAAGAAGCAUUGAUGAAUGGAAAAGUAAAUUGGAAAAAUUACAAAGUACACCUCAUGACAGGAUUCAAAAAAUACUUAGAAUAAGUUUUAAUUCACUGGACAAUUCUACCAAAGACUUAUUCCUUGAUGUUGCAUGUUUUUUUGUCGGUAUGGACAAAGAAUAUGCUAUCAAAAUACUCGACGGGUGCAAUUUCUUUCCAGCGAUUGGUAUUCCUAUUCUCAUUCAAAGGUCACUGGUGACAAUUGAUUACCAAAGGAAGUUGAAGAUGCAUAAUCUUAUUCGAGACAUGGGAAGAGAAAUUGUUUGUGAAGAAUCACCCAAAUAUCCAGGAAAACGCAGUAGGUUGUGGUUUCACAAGGAUGUCUUAAAUGUACUAGACAACCGUGCGGGAUCGGAAACUGUCGAGGGUCUCAUCUUAAAUCUCCCUGAACUUGAAGAUGUACAUUUGAAAACUAAAGUAUUUACAAAUAUGAAGAAUUUGAGAUUGCUCCAAAUCAAUUCUGUACACGUGACAGGAUCUUAUGAACAUCUCUCUAAAGAGCUAAAAUGGCUUUGUUGGAAUGAGUGCCCCUUGGAAUUUCUACCACCAAGUUUUCAUCUGGAAAAUCUUGUUAUUCUUGACAUGCAGAAUAGUAAUGUCAAACAAGUUUGGAAGAAGAAGAAAAUAUUCAAUAAGUUGAAAGUCCUUAAUCUCAGCAAUUCCAUAUAUCUAACCAAAUCACCAGACUUCUCACAAGUCCCACAACUGGAGAUACUAAUACUUGAGGGUUGUACAAGCUUGGUUAAGGUUCAUAAGUCCACUGGAUAUCUCAAAAGACUUGUUUUGUUAAAUUUACAACGAUGCGAGAACCUUAGGAAUCUUCCGAUCAAUAUUUCUAACUUAGAAUCUCUUGAAACUCUUCUCUUGUCUCAGUGCUUUAAUCUGGAAAAGUUACCUGAGCAAUUGGGGAGUUUGACGGCUUUAACGAUGCUGAAAGUGGAGAAUACGACUAUUAAGUUACUACCAUCAUCCUUCAGCCUUUUGACGAAUCUUGAAACUUUAUCAUUACUUGGAUGCGAAUGUCUUAUUGAAUCACCAGAAUUUUUACCAACAUCACGUCUAAAGAUGUUGAUACUUGCAGGUUGUACAAGCUUAGUUGAGGUUCACAAGUCUAUUGGACUUCUAAAAAGACUUGUUUUCCUAGAUUUAGCUCAAUGCAAGAAGCUUAUGAAUCUUCCAAGCAACAUUUCUAACGUAGAACAUCUUGAAACGUUAUCAUUACAUGGAUGUGAAUGUCUUAUCGAAUCACCGGUGUUUUUACAAACAUCACGUCUAAAGAUGUUGAUACUUGCAGGUUGUACAAGCUUAGUUGAGGUUCACAAGUCUAUUGGAUUUCUAAAAAGACUUGUUUUCCUAGAUUUAGGCGGAUGCAAGAAGCUUGUGAAUGUUCCAAGCAACAUUUCUAACUUAGAACGUCUUGAAACUCUUUUGUUGCCGGACUGCUUAGAGGAGGCUUACAUAAUACGGGAGAGAUCGACGAAAAUGACGGAAUUAAAAAUCUUGCACCGAAACAGAGUUGCUAUUAUGCAACAACAGUCCUCUUCAAGUCCUUUGACGAAUCCCGCAACUUAUUCAUUAUCUAGAUGUAGAGGAGCAUUCUCAUCAUGGAUAUCACCUAUAAGCUCCAACUGCAUAAGUGUGUUACCGUUCAUUUCUGAAUUAUGUUCUAUGACAUGGAUUAAAGAGCUAGAUCUCAGUGGGUGCAAUUUGUGUGAAGAUGAUUUUCCCAUUGAAUUUGGAUGCUUAUCUUCACUCCAUAAAUUGGUUUUAUCAAGAAACAAUUUUCGUAACCUACCUAAUUGCAUCAGCUGCCUUCCUUCAUUAUAUAAGUUGUACUUGAAUGAGUGUACUUAUCUUCAAUCAAUCUCAGUCCACAGCGGUGUGAAGUAUUUGAGUGCAAAUGGCUGCACAUUAUUGGAAAAAGUCUUAAUUUUGGCGAACGAGAGUCUUAAUAAUUGCUACAAACCGGUUGGAAGUUGGAAGAGUCGUAGAAUUGGAUGUCUUCUCAUGGGAAGGUGCAACAAUCUAUCACCUGCUUUUAGGGAGAGUGUUCUCCAGAUGAUGUGCAAGCUGGCAGAAGUCGGUUUUUCCAUUUGCCUCCCGGGAAGUGAGAUUCCAAAUUGGAUUAGCCAUCAGACAAUUGGUUCUUUAAUAUCCUUUCGCGUACCUUCGUUUUGGAGUGCCGGUAAAAUGGCCAAGUUGCUUGUUUGGGUUGUUUAUGCAGGGAACGAGGAAGCACCCACAGACUUCAAUCGAAACGAUAGGAUCCACUUGAGCUUUUGUAAUAAAACUAGAAGUCCCGGUGCGACCUUUGGGUGGACGCGCAAUGCCAAAUUUUUUGAUAGCGGUGAAGAUCAUAUAGUUGUACAGGCAUUGAUAUUUCCUGAUAUCAAGAAGAAGAAAAGUGGAGACGAAAUAGAAGUCAAUGUAUUGUUGAGUGGAAGGAACAAGUGCGGAAUACAAGUGAAGAAGUGUGGAAUUCACUUAGUUGACGAGCCAAAUGUUAUAGAUGAAGAUGAAAGUGUGGAAUACACAUCUGAUUUUGAUAUUUCUACAGACGAUGAGGUCUGACCCAUCAGCAAAUCGAGAGCACAAAUCCCCUCAAUUUCAAAGGUUAGGAGCUGUAUGUAAAUAAAAAAAAAGACAGACACGCACCUUAGAGCAUUAAUCUCCUUCUUUAAACGAAGGGCAAUAUCACCUUCAACGGUGGGGCAGAAGCACUCUUACUGUCACCCAGAAAACAGUCAAGCUUGCCUCUGCCUCAAGCAGAUGGUACACUUGCAGGAAUUCUUCGAAUAUGUAACUGAAUAAGCACGGCAUACUGCAGGGAGACUACACUAGGUGGUUUGAAAAGCAAGUCCGUGUGUUCCAAUGGGCAGGAAACAAGUGUGUCUCCUGCAUCAAGUGUUUCAGGCUCAAAUUUGAUGUCUCCAAGCAAUCACCUGUUUUCUGGACCAACUCCAAUUAAUUGUCAGAAAGCUCUUUUCAGGAUCUUCUCCUCUUGGUGAUGCUGGCAUAUUUAUCCAAUGAAGAGUUUCGAGACAAAUUUGAAAUGAAGAAAGGAGCUUUCUCAAGAUGUCGUUUGAUCUAUUUGAGGGCAUGCUUUCUUGAGACUAAAGCUAGAUGAUUGGAGAAUUUCAAGACUGCUUAGAACUUGACAAGUUAUUGGAGCAAUUAGAGAAUUUGAAGGCUUUAAAAUGCUUGCACGCAAGCAGAAUUGGUAGUAAGCAACAACCAUCCUCACCCAAAAGCUCCAACAUCCUAAGUUUGUUACCUUCCAUUAUUGAAUUAUUUUCUUUGACAAAACUGAGACAGCUAGUCCUAGGUGGGUGCAAUUUGUUUGAAGAUGAGCUUCCCAUUGAAUUUGGAUGUUUACCUUCACUCAAUGUGUUGGAUUUAUCAAGAAACAAUUUUUGUAACCUACCUAGGCUUAUCAGCCGCCUUCCUGGAUUACGGGAUUUGUCUUUGCACGAGUGUACUACUCUUCAAUCCAUCUCACUGCACACAAGUGUACCAGUUUUGAGAGCAAAUGGCUGCACCAUCAUUGGAAAGAAUCUUAAUUUUGACUGACCAGAGUUUUGCAAGUUCUUUUGAACUUAAUUAUUGCAAGAAACUAGUUGAGAUUCAAAGUUUGAAAAGUUUGGGACCUCAAUCAGAUGUUUACAUGGGAAGGUGCAACAAUCUAGCAUAUGAUUUUAGGAAGAGUCUUCUUCAUGUUCUCUCUCUCCCUCUCUUUCUGUGUUUAUGACAUAAGCACUUUUUUGAAACAGAUGCUGUGCAAGAUAUUGGUUGAUGC
Messenger RNA from Corylus avellana, 5268 nucleotides. Lineage: Eukaryota; Viridiplantae; Streptophyta; Magnoliopsida; Fagales; Betulaceae. The record is from RefSeq and is a predicted model, not a curated record.